AUGGACACUGCCAUUAAGUGUUUAUAUUGUGAUAAGAUCUUUGCUCAGCGUAAAUCGCUGUACGUGCAUUGUCGGAAAUUUCACGACACAUAUGUAGUACCAGUGAAAGAUUUGCAAUGUGGAGUAUGUCAAAAAGGUUUUUCAACUCCUAAAACAUUGAGUGUACAUGUAAAAAAGUUCCAUGAUGAAAUUAAUACUAACAAAACCAAAAAAAAUCAAAUGAGAAUAAUUUGUCCCUAUGACAAGUGUGUAGUCGAAUUAUUUACAUUUGUUAAACAAAGACAGCAUUUGUGUGAUGUGCAUGGCUUUGAUGUGGAAUUGGAAAAUAUUAAUUUUUGUGAUAUCUCAGAAUUUGAUUCUUGGAAACGAGAAAUGGAACAAAGGACAUCAACAAUGUACAUACUUGAUAGAGCUGCAUCAGAAUUAAGUGAUGGAAAUACAAGGCAAUUUUACUAUUGCCAUCGCUCUUACAGUUACCGAAAACAAGGUAACAAUGUUAGAGAAAUCAAAUCUAUGGGUAGUAAUAAAAUUGAACGAGCCUGUCCAUCGUUGCUAAAAGUUACUAUUUCCAAAUUUGAUGGAAAAGUGUCCACAUCAUUUUGGAAAACUCACUGUGGGCAUGAACUAGAAAUUGGUCGAAUUCGGUUGGAUGAUGAGACAAGAACAAUUAUUGCUGGAAAACUAAAGGAGGGAGUUACUUUUAAUCGUGUGUUAGAUGCUAUUCGUGAGGCUGAAAUAUCUCCAGAUACUUUUAAUCGUUCAUGCCUCUUGGAACGUCAAGAUUUGUAUAAUAUAGCACGUGCUUUUAACAUAGAUUAUGCAACAAAACGAGAUUCAAAUGAUAGUAUUAGCGUAAAAUUAUGGGUCACUGAAAUGAAAAGUCACGAAGCUGAAUGUCCAGUAUUAUAUUACAAAAAUCAAAAUGAAUCUGUCUCUUAUUUAGACAAAGCUGACUUUGCUCUAGUCUUGAUGACAAAUUUCCAAGCUCAACAAAUCAUUAAAUUUGGUUCAGAAAAAAUAUGCAUAGAUGGUACCCACGGAACAAAUGCUUAUGAUAUCCAACUGUACACUUUAUUAACUGUGGAUGAAUUUGGGUCAGGAUGCCCUGUUGCAUUUUGCUUCUUAAACCGAUCAGAUGAACUUAUUUUUAGACAAUUUUUUAAUGUUGUUAAGUCUAAGGUGGGUCAGAUUCAAUCAAAAGUUUUCAUGUCAGAUGAUGCUCCUGCAUUUUAUAAUGUUUGGUCUAGUGUUAUGGGUGCUGUUACACAUAAACUUUUGUGUACGUGGCACAUCGAUAGAAAUUGGCGUCAACAUUUGAACAAGAUAAGUGGAGUCACAGAAAAAAAGGCAAUUGUAUAUAAAACUCUAAGAGUAUUAUUGCACAAAUAA
Molecule: messenger RNA, 1389 nt
Organism: Aphis gossypii (cotton aphid)
Lineage: Eukaryota; Metazoa; Arthropoda; Insecta; Hemiptera; Aphididae
Exons: 3
Coding region: 1-1389 (462 amino acids)
Source: RefSeq, a predicted model, not a curated record